UAUAGUGUUGUCCAAUCAGCUGAUUAUGGAUGUAAACAGACGCAGCAGCAGACAAGAUACCAGGAAAUAUUGGCUGGUCGCCUUGUUCGCCACAUUGGCCAUGUAGUUAUGAGGCACCCAAGGAAGACUUUUAGUAAUUUGAUUUAUGUGUGUGUAGUGUGUUGUGUGGUUAGCGUGACUCCCAGUAAGGAUGUGACAGUACUGAGGACAGGUGGAGACAGUACUGGAUACCACCAUGAUACACUCUGUCAUCAUAAUGAUGGUAAGCUAGAUGUUAAGGAAAAGGAGUACUCCAUGAAAAAUGUCACCUAUGAGAUCUUCGGCAUCGGCCAUCAUACUAGCAUUGCUGUCAGCAUCACAGAUAUUGAUGAAGAGAACAUCGGUUUCCUUAUAGUCCAGGCUCAUUCUCAGAAUCGAUAUCUCAUCCUUGGUCAUGAACUAACGCCAACUCCGGGUAAUUAUGUCAAUAGCACUAGCCCAGGACUGAUGGUUCAUCUGAACAGCUCAUCAAAUCCCUCAUACAAACAAACAUGUCACGUGUUUCUCACCAACUGUCACAAUAAAAAUAUUACUGUCUUAUUCAUGGUGCGGAAUUACAGUAGUGAUGAGCCAAUUCCUGGUAAUUAUAAGGCUCCACACAACCUCACUCAACCUUAUCUGGUAAUGGAACCCAACAUCCUAACAACAAAGGUCACCUACCGUGCUGCUUCCUAUCCUGAUUUAGGCCAUUCACUCGCAGACGGUCAACUCAAGUAUGAAACCUUUCUUGCUUAUAUGUAUGAGAGGGACUUGAGUGAGAAGAAAUACUGGAACAUGCUGAUUGCCACAAGUACUCUUCAAGGACUCAGGGAAAAUGCUAAAUCUGUAGCAGCAGCAGAGAACAAUACAGCUGAACAGCUGAACAAUUGGUUUGUUUCCUACUCUGGGGUUGGGGCUGUGAUCACUGUCGUUGUAUCGUACAAUAACUCUCAUGGCACACUCUACUCAUCUGCUGUCUCCUAUGGUUGUGAUUUCAUUGAGGCAGAAGAGUACAGAUGUACAAAACUUGUAACUCCAAUGGCAAAGUUGUUCUGUGCAUCGCUGCUCUUCAUUGGAGGUAUACUGCUUUUCCUGGGUCACCGGUGGUUGAAUUUCACCAUGUUCACCUCUGGCUUCCUUUUCUUCUGGUGUGUCUUUUUCCUCUUAUGUGCACAAGGCACAACCAGCAAUAUCAUUGCCCUGGAAUGGGGUACUUUAGUUGGAGCCCUAGCUGGUGGUGUAUUGUGGCUCAUAGGUUGGCACAAGUUCCAGCGACCCUUCCACUCAUCCUUGCUGAUUAUUGUCAUGGCCGUCAUCUUUGUAGGGAUGAUUAUCACUUAUUUCCUCAGAUAUGCCAUUGCACCCAAAACCACAAACCUUUCAGCAUUUGUGGUGUUUCCUGUCUUCUUUGCAGUGAUCAUCAUUGCCUAUUCCAUUGUUGAUAUUAAAAAGGUUCACAUUUUCUCCUGUACAUUGCUGGGUUCUUAUGCAUUUAUAGUUCCUUUUGCAUUUUAUUUUGGAUCAUCUCUAACAUAUAUAGUGAUUAAUGUAAUUGGACUCAUGACUGUGGUGAACUACUCAGCAGCUGUGGGAUACCCUCCAUUUCAAGUCUGUGAUAUCAUCUUGCUGUGUUUAUGGAUUAUACUUUUUACAUGUGGUACAGCUUAUCAGUUGUACAGAGAAAAGUCAAGUCCACCAUUUCAUCCACCCAACCUUUCCUCAUGGAGAGCUACUAAGAAGUUCUGCAACUUUGUCUUUGAUAAGCUGUUUGCUUGUCUACCCAUGAAUCCAGAUCCUGGGGGUGUGGAUAUAGAAGAUCAACCAAUGUGGAUUUUAAGAGUACAUUAUUCAUUUAGAGUCUUGUAUCAAAGAGUGACUUGCAGUAGGCAAGAUUCCUUGGAGUCUGGCUACGAGAGCUUCCAAAGGGUGCGUACUAUGUCUCAGUCAGAAGAUUCCAUUUUAGAUUGUAACGACUCAAAGUUUAAUAUUAUUAAGGCAAGAGUCUGUGAGUGGAUUGAGAGACUGCAGUCUUGGUUGAGAAGAGACAGAGAGAGACUUGUGCAGCGGGAGAGUGAAGAAUAUGAAGAGGCCCAGCUUCUUGAUGAUGGAGUGACAUGUUGCACCUUCAGAAAAUCUCAAGUGGUACUUGAUGAUGAGUACACAGAUAAUUCGCAGCACUGAAUUCUAUAAAUAUAGACAGCAAAACAGUUUAAUGCUUUAUCACUAGAUAGAGAUUUUUCCAAAGACAUAACUGCUAAAGCAUUGCCAUGUGGUAGUUGGGGCCAGUCCUGGUACAACAUUACAGCUCACAUUGUGCUCCCUUGGUACGUGGAAUAAUGGACAGUCGGCUCAGUUUUUCCGAAUAUGCUUAUUAUUGCCCAUAUUUAUUUUCUUUAUACAUGUGAAUUCACAUGCAU
Cherax quadricarinatus is the source of this 2435-nucleotide messenger RNA. Its product is annotated as transmembrane 7 superfamily member 3. Lineage: Eukaryota; Metazoa; Arthropoda; Malacostraca; Decapoda; Parastacidae. Gene Ontology annotation, biological process: negative regulation of programmed cell death. The record is from RefSeq and is a predicted model, not a curated record. Gene Ontology annotation, cellular component: plasma membrane.